Messenger RNA from Drosophila ficusphila, 1427 nucleotides. Its product is annotated as 3 beta-hydroxysteroid dehydrogenase/Delta 5-->4-isomerase. Gene Ontology annotation, biological process: steroid biosynthetic process. Lineage: Eukaryota; Metazoa; Arthropoda; Insecta; Diptera; Drosophilidae. Gene Ontology annotation, molecular function: 3-beta-hydroxy-Delta5-steroid dehydrogenase (NAD+) activity. The record is from RefSeq and is a predicted model, not a curated record. The transcript has 4 exons. Bases 102 to 1304 code for a protein of 400 amino acids.
AACAGUUUCAAGUCAGCAGGCAAACUUAAAGGUUUGCCCACCAUAAAGCAGUCCCUUCUUCUGUUAACCCAAAAAGCAGUGCACUUUGACCCCCGGACGCAAUGAGCGGCGGCAACAAAGGCGGGGAAGUGGUGCUCGUAACCGGCGGCAGUGGCUUUCUGGGUCAGCACCUCAUCAAGCAGCUGCUGGAGCGGAAGGAGGAGCUGGGCAUCAAAGAGAUCCGCUCGCUGGACAUCGUUCCCUACAAGAACAACAUCGGACACGAGCAGACGACCCUGUUGCGAACCUUUGUCGCCGACAUCGCCGGCGAUCGGGAGGAACUCAAUCCGAUCUUCAGAGGCGUCGAUGGAGUUUUCCACUGCGCCGCCUCGGUGAAAAUCGAGUAUCCGCCCAACUACGAUGAACUGGAGCGCGUGAAUGUGAACGGCACCUUGGCUGUGGUGGAUCUGUGUAUUCAGAACAAUGUAAAGCGUUUGGUUUACACCAGCUGCACAUCAGUUUGCUUUGUGCCCUUUAAGGGACGCAGUACAUUCUCGGCGGUUAUCAACUCCACGGAAUCCAAGACAGACACUCCCACACUAGACAGUUCUACAUUGUGGGAACAGGACAGUCAGUUUCUGAUACCAGGAUACGCCUCCAGCAAGCUGAGGGCAGAAAACAUAGUGCUCAACUCGAAUGGAGCACCUCUACAGAACCAGCAAGAAUACCUGGCGACGAGCGCCAUUCGAGCUCCUUUGACUUACGGCGAGUGCGAUUCGCUGUUCAUCACGGAACUCUUCGACUAUCUUUCCACCAGGGGAUGGGUUUUCCCGAGGAUCGCCGGCGUGGGCGGCAAACAGCAGUUGGUCUACGCCGGAAACGUGGCCUGGGGACACAUCUGCGCCUAUAAGGCCCUCAAGGUAUCCGAUAAGGCGGUGAACGGACUUCCCGUCUUCGUCACCGACGACACGGGCAUCAACGAUGUCUCCCGAUUCGUCCAGAAGAUGGCCAUUAUGGGCGAGCGGUUCAAGGUGAAGACCAGCUGGUGGUACGUGCCCCACUUCCUCUUCUUCUUCCUGGCCUUCCUGCUCGAGGUGGUGGUUAAAGUGGCGUAUCCCUACACCAAGUUCCGCCUUCGAUACUCCCUGCGCGCCAUCGCCUCCUACACGUCCUCAAUGCUGAUGUACAACCGGCUGAGGGCCUCCAUCCACAUGGACUACAUGCCCCUCUUCGAUCCGGACUCGAGUGCCGAGCGGAGUGCCAAGUGGUAUGCCAAGUGGUGGGACGAACGGCAGCAGGCCAAGAAGCUCAAGAAGUCCAGCUGAGUGGCGCUAAUCCCGCAUUUCGCUGGUGAACGCCUCGAUUUCCGAGUGGAUUUGUGUUCACUGCCCCGCUCGCUAAAUGUCCUGUAAAUAUCCUGUUAAAUAAAAUGGUUGUUGUUCGUUGUA